GCUCCACGCGCCUCCCCGACCCGCCACCGCUGCCUCCAUCGUCCCAGCCGCCUCCAGCAUCUUCGCGGGACCGGCCGGACCUCCGGAGCCGCCGGCAGAACCAGUCCGGGUUCUCAGGAAGGAGCUUAAUUCCGUCGCUUCCGAGCUGUCUGCACGGCAGGAAGAAAGUGAGCAUUCUCAUAAACAUUUAAUUGAACUCCGCCGGGAAUUUAAGAAAAAUGUACCUGAGGAAAUCAGAGAGAUGGUGGCACCGGUGUUGAAAAGCUUCCAAGCAGAGGUGGUGGCACUUAAUAAGAGAAGCCAGGAGGCCGAGGCUGCUUUCCUGAGUGUGUACAAGCAAUUAAUUGAAGCCCCAGAUCCUGUACCUGUGUUUGAGGCAGCUCGUAACCUUGACGACAGACUGCAGACCCCCAGCCUUGACCACAGUGGGCAGCCCCGGCGGGACCUCCACGCUGUGUGGAAAAGACACCCCGAGCUCCUUGGCCCCAAAGAGCAGAGAGAGGGGACAUCUCCCGCGGGAGUCACGCUGACCGAGGGCAGCCGCCUCGCCGGAAUUCCCAGCAAAGCCCUCCUGACAGAAACUUUGCUGCAAAGAAAUGAGGUGGAGAAACAAAAGGGCCUUCAGGAAGUACAGAUCACUUUGGCAGCCAGACUGGGGGAGGCCGAGGAGAAAAUCAAGGUCCUACAUUCAGCGCUAAAGGCCACUCAGACAGAGUUGCUGGAACUUCGGCGGAAAUACGACGAGGAGGCAGCAAGCAAGGCAGAUGAAGUCGGCCUGAUUAUGACCAACCUGGAGAAAGCUAAUCAGCGAGCAGAAGCUGCCCAGCGGGAGGUGGAGAGCCUUCGGGAACAGCUGGCCUCCGUCAACAGCUCCAUUCGCCUGGCCUGCUGCUCCCCGCAGGGACCCAGUGGGGACAAGGUGAACUUCGCACUGUGCUCAGGCCCUCGGCUGGAGGCAGCCCUGGCCUCCAAGGACCGCGAGAUUGUGCGGCUGCUGAAGGAUGCGCAGCACCUGCAGAACUCGCUGCAGGAGCUGGAGGAGGUGUCGGCCAACCAGAUCGCAGAGCUGGAGCGGCAGCUCAGUGCUAAGUCCGAGGCCAUCGAGAAGCUGGAAGAGAAGCUCCAGGCACAGUCUGACUAUGAAGAAAUCAAAACAGAAUUGAGCAUCCUAAAAGCCAUGAAGUUGGCCUCCAGCACCUGCACUCUUCCUCCGAGCAUGGCCAAGCCCGAGGACUCACUGCUCCUAGCCAAGGAGGCCUUCUUCCCCGCGCAGAAGUUCCUUCUAGAAAAACCCGGGCUUCUGGUCAGCCCAGAGGAGGACCCUGCAGAGGACGAGCCCGUCAAGGACCCACUCGGCCCGGAGCAGCCCUUUCCGUCCCCCCCACAGCUCCCACCACCACCAGGCCCUGAAGACCCCCUGUCCCCGGGGCAGCCACUGCUGGGCCCAGGCCUGGGACCCGAUGGCCCCCGGACUUUCUCACUAUCCCCUUUCCCCAGCCUGGGCCCAGGGGAAAGACUGACCGGGGAUGCUCUGCUGUCCAAGCACUUGGUGGCCCCAGCCACCUUCAAAGGGGAAGCAGGUGGCCUGCUGGUGUUCCCCCCGGCCUUCUAUGGCACCAAGCCCCCCACGGCCCCCACAACUCCCGCGUCUGGCCCCGAGCCCCCUGGAGGCCCCGAGCUUGUGGAGGGCGGCGGGGCAGCCGCUGGCACCGGGGCAGAGGAGGAGCAACUGGACACGGCCGAGAUCGCCUUCCAGGUGAAGGAGCAGCUGCUAAAGCACAACAUCGGGCAGCGUGUGUUUGGCCACUACGUGCUGGGGCUCUCACAGGGCUCAGUCAGCGAGAUUCUGGCGCGGCCCAAGCCGUGGCGCAAGCUCACGGUGAAGGGCAAGGAGCCCUUCAUCAAGAUGCGCCAGUUCCUGGCCGACGAACAGAAUGUGCUGGCACUAAGGACCAUCCAGGUGCGGCAGCGAGGCAGCAUCACCCCCCGAAUUCGCACACCAGAGACUGGCUCGGAUGACGCCAUCAAGAACAUCCUGGAACAGGCCAAGAAGGAGAUUGAGUCACAGAAGGGGGGUGAGCCCAAGAACCCUGCAGCCCCCUUGAGCUCAGCCAAUGGCUCCACCUCCGCCAGCACCUCAGAGGAUGCCAUCAAGAACAUUCUGGAGCAGGCCCGCAGAGAAAUGCAGGCUCAGCAGCAGGCCCUGCUGGAGAUGGAGGCGGCUCCCCGAGGCCGCUCCGUGCCCCCCUCGCCCCCGGAGCGGCCCACAGUGGCAGCCUCGAGCCAGAAUGGAGCGCUGCCACACGUCAAGCAGGAGGACAGUGGUGUGGGGGGCAGUGGGGGCACCAGCAGCAGCGCCACGCAGACGCCCCUCACCGUGCUGUCCCCAGCUGCCUUCGUGCAGAGCAUCAUCCGGAAGGUCAAGUCGGAGAUUGGUGAUGCUGGCUACUUCGAUCACCACUGGGCCUCGGACCGUGGCCUGCUCAACCGGCCCUACGCCUCUGUGUCCCCUUCGCUCUCCUCCUCCUCCUCUGGCUACUCUGGCCAGCCCAGUAGCCGUGCCUGGGCCCGGGGCGAUGAGGCCACAGUCAACACCCCUGAAGACGAAGGGCCCGAGGACGAGCCCCCCCGGGGGGCUGAGCUCAAGGCUGAGGGGGGCGGCCCUGAGGCAGGCGGUGGGCGCCUGGCCUACUACCCAGCCUACGUGCCCCGCUCACUAAAGCCCACUGUGCCCCCGUUGACCCCUGAGCAGUACGAGCUGUACAUGUACCGUGAAGUGGACACACUGGAGCUGACCCGACAGGUCAAGGAGAAACUGGCCAAGAAUGGGAUUUGCCAGAGGAUAUUUGGGGAGAAGGUACUAGGCCUGUCCCAGGGCAGCGUAAGCGACAUGCUAUCACGGCCCAAGCCCUGGAGCAAGCUGACGCAGAAGGGGCGCGAGCCCUUCAUCCGAAUGCAGCUCUGGCUGUCCGAUCAGCUGGGCCCGGCUCCCGGCCCGCAGCCUGGUGCCUCCCACGCCAGUCCUCCCGAGCCCAGACCUUCCCCAUCCCCACCACCGAGCCCCCCGGAGCCUGAGAAGAGCUCCCAGGAACCCCUGAGCCUGGCUCUAGAGAGCAGCAAGGAGAACCAGCAGCCAGAGGGGCGCACCAGCUCUGUGCUCGGCGGGAAGAUGUGCUCCAGCAACCAAGCUACGGGUGGCAUCCAGGAGAUCGUGGCCAUGUCCCCUGAGCUGGACACGUACUCCAUCACCAAGAGGGUCAAGGAGGUCCUCACAGACAACAACCUAGGGCAGCGGCUGUUUGGGGAGAGCAUCCUGGGCCUGACGCAGGGCUCUGUGUCCGACCUUCUGUCCCGGCCCAAGCCCUGGCAUAAGCUGAGCCUGAAGGGCCGGGAGCCCUUCGUCCGCAUGCAGCUGUGGCUCAGUGACCCUCACAACGUGGAGAAGCUAAGGGACAUGAAGAAGCUGGAAAAGAAAGCCUACCUAAAGCGCAGAUAUGGCCUCUUGAGUACCGGCUCAGACAGUGAGUCUCCAGCCACCCGCUCCGAGUGCCCCAGCCCCUGCCUGCAACCGCAGGACCUGAGCCUCCUGCAAAUCAAGAAGCCCCGCGUGGUGCUGGCACCAGAGGAGAAGGAGGCGCUCCGGAAAGCCUACCAACUGGAGCCCUACCCGUCGCAGCAGACCAUCGAGCUGCUCUCCUUCCAGCUCAACCUCAAAACCAACACGGUCAUCAAUUGGUUCCACAACUACAGGUCCCGGAUGCGCCGGGAGAUGCUAGUGGAGGGGACCCCAGACGAACCAGACCCCAGCCACCACCACCCGGAUUCGGCCCCAAAAAGCCCCGACUCGGAGCCUGAGGACCUGAAGCCCACGGGAAAGGACCUGGAGCUGCCCGAGGCCCUGGAGGAGCACCAUGCACCCCUGGGCCAGGGUGCUCUGACCAUCAAGGAGGAGGAGCCAGACAGCCAGCCCCAGAGCUCCCCUGGAGAGGCACCUCCCAACUUGCCCGGUAACAACAGACUCCCCACUGCCGCCUCGGGGCUCCCCCUGGGCGAGACCACCCCAGACCACCCCUUGCUCCCGUGCAACCCAGACCCUCCGGGGUGCCAGUCCACCGCCGAGUCCUCCCACGGCAGCCCCCUGCCACGGAACUCGCCCUCGGAGGCCACCUCGCCAGCCCACGGGACCUCGGUGUCCCCUGCACCCUCCUCAGGCCCUGGCUCCCCCUGUCCGCCCGGUGCACCCUCCACCACAGUGCCGAAUGCCAGCCCUGUCGCUGACACGGCCGGGGCCUUGCACCCCAGCGCCAAGGUGAACCCCAGUCUGCAGCGGCGCCAUGAGAAGAUGGCCAAUCUCAACAGCAUCAUCUACCGGCUGGAGCGGGCGGCCAACAGGGAGGAGGCCUUGGAGUGGGAGUUCUGAGUGCGGGGACAGCCUGGCAGCCUUUUGCCUUCCUUGCUGUGACCAAGGUCCCCAGGUUGUGCUUGAGGGGGUGCAGCCCAGCCAGUGCCACCCACCCACCCACCCACCGCCACUGCCUCUGCAGGGGGCUGAAGGUGGCGCCACAUUCUCACCUGAAAACUCCAAACUCUUUUAGAAAAGAAAAUGAAAUAUUUAUAGACCUCUUUUAGAUAUUUUAAUAAAGGAUCCUUUGGAAUCUAUUCCCAAGCCGCCACGGUUUUGAUAUUACAGAGUUAUAAAAUCAGGAUGUUGUCACAACUGUCGCCGAGGGCACGCUGAAGUUGUGUCGUGUUUUAUUUUUUGUUUUUUUUUUUUGUUUUUGUUUUUUGCCACUAGAUGAGAUUAAAAGAAGACAAUUGCUCAAAGCCAUCACGAAACACUCUAAGAUUGACCAAAAUUUAGAUGACCUUUGAACCGCAGUGUUUUUGUCCCUUCCCCGUGUCAGUCUGUGAGACACAACGCCUCACCCCUGCCCUUCCAGAAACUGCUGGAAAAAGAAAGUCCAAAAGACUCUAAAUGAAAACCUUGGUGCCCCGGAGGCCCCCUGCACUACCCCCCCAGGUGUGUGGGUGCAGUGGUCAGGCCCUAGUGACAUGGGCAAGCUGCCUGCCUAGAGACCUCUGGGCUAUGUUCGUGCAGGACCGGAUGUCUUUGAUGUGCUUUCCAGGCCUAGGGUGUCAAGGGUGCUCAAGCAGCCCCUUGGGAAGUUCCCCCUCUGGGCCCGUGUAGGUAAGCCCAGGGCCUAUCUUCCUCUUCUGGCGUCUAAGGAAGCAUUAGUGCUCAUCCUGCCAACCUGCUCGAUGAUCCCCCCACGCCCCCGUCCUGCAGUCUCCUCUCCCACGAAGACCCUGGUGCUGUUUCUGGAAGGUUCCUGCAACCACAAGCCACCUAGGGCGGAGCCAUAUGGUUCACUUCACCACAGCCUCUCCAGUCGACGUUCUGGGGCCCACCCACCUGCCUUCCAUAUACGG
Molecule: messenger RNA, 5430 nt
Organism: Suncus etruscus (white-toothed pygmy shrew)
Lineage: Eukaryota; Metazoa; Chordata; Mammalia; Eulipotyphla; Soricidae
Gene: CUX2
Product: cut like homeobox 2
Exons: 22
Coding region: 242-4420 (1392 amino acids)
Biological process (GO): regulation of DNA-templated transcription
Molecular function (GO): DNA-binding transcription factor activity, RNA polymerase II-specific; DNA binding
Source: RefSeq, a predicted model, not a curated record